CUGCCGGUUUUGGGACAUAAUUUAUACAACUUAACAGGACUUAGACCGAUAGAGUAUUAUUACUAAGUAGACCACAAAAAUAGUAUCUUAUUUAAGAUCAAGAUUUAAAAAUUAACAUAUCCGUUAAAGGAACAAAAGUCAACCAAAUUAAGUCACAAACCGACUUUAAUUUGAAAAGGUCAGGCAAACAAGCAAACAAGCAAAAUACAUAUCAAUACUAAAUACUUAAUGAUCAUAAAUUACUUAAAAAGGAAUUUCCGUAACAAAGGGACUUAAGGCUAAUCAAUAGAAUAUUUAACAGCAGUUAAUUGAAUGGCGGUCUAAAUGCACUAUUAUGCAAACACAACAGAAGGACUUCAUUUCGAUGUUAACGUAAUUGCAUUAGCCUAAAACUAUGCAACAAACAAUUGCACAACUAAAUAAUUGCCAAAUAACGUUAGCACAAACACACAAGCAAUCAAAUACGCAAACACAAGUAUUACCGUUAAUAUAACUGUUAAAUAUAAAUAAGGCGCACUCAAACGCACAUAAACAAACAAAUCAAAUAUAUCAACACGAGCAGAUUUGUUUUGCCGCAAGUGCUGCAGUAGUGCCAUUUUAUUGUGAUUUUAUAUAUUUAAGGACACACACAUACGUAACCACACAUACACACAUUAGUCGAUAUGGCUCUCAUAUGGCGUCGCCGUUCAACUUCAAUCCUCAAAAUUGUCGCAAUUUUAGCAGCAAUUUGGUUCACCGGCGCAUUUCUCAUAUACACCGAUGAUUCAAGUCAAUCGAAUAGCAAAUGGAAUGCGAUGUCGUUGUCAUUCAAAGGAAUCGGUGCUGGUGGCAACUCCGGAGCGGGCAAUAUAGGCGAUAUGGCGAAUGGUGAUAGCUUCAAUGGUGGAGCUGGCAAUAAUAUUGUUGAAUCAGUUAUUGAUGCGAAUAAUCGUGAUGAAAGAGGUAUUGAUAACGUUGGCAAACAUCAUCGUCGUGGUAAUGAAAACGUUCCCAUUGAACAACCGGAUGAAUUGGAAGAAGGUGAUUUUAAUAAUGAUGACGAUAACGCUGGUGCUGCUGUUAAUAAUGACAUAAACGAUGGUGAUGAAUCAGUUGUAAAAAAUGUCGUAGUACAUCCGAAUGAGAAAGUACAACGCGGCAAGCUUAUAGCAGGCAACAAACAAAUCAAAAACGAACAACCACCAGAUGAUGACAAACGCGUCCUAGAUGCACCUGUUGGUGAAGAUGCGCCAGGCGAAAUGGGAAAACCAGUUACACUGCCAGCAAAUAUGUCAGUCGAAAUGAAAAAAGCAGUCGAUGAUGGCUGGACAAAGAAUGCAUUUAAUCAAUACGUAUCAGAUUUGAUCUCAGUACAUCGCACACUGCCCGACCCACGUGACGCCUGGUGCAAAGAACCGGGACGUUAUCUAGAAGAUCUACCAGCCACCGAUGUCAUAAUUUGUUUCCACAAUGAGGCAUGGUCAGUGCUGCUGCGUACAGUGCAUUCAGUGUUGGAUCGCUCGCCAAAGCAUUUAAUUGGCCACAUUUUACUUGUGGAUGACUUUUCAGAUAUGCUAUUGGAUGCUAAGCAAAGCUGGUGAGAUCCGCCGAGAUGAAGCUUGUCUCGAUUAUGCCGGACUUGAUGUUAUACUGUAUCCCUGCCAUGGCUCCAAAGGAAAUCAGUUCUGGUCCUAUAACAGUGACAGCAAACAACUGCGACAUGGUUCUUCCGACAAAUGCCUGACUAUCAGCGAGAAGAAGGAUAAGAUACUGAUGGAAGAAUGCAAUACAAGUCAUCUGCGACAACAAUGGCGUUUGGAGAACUAUGAUCCAUCGAAAUUGUGAGGCUACUUUUUUGCCAAUGGCACAAAUAUGAUAGCAAUCGCGACCCGCAGACGCAGAAAAUAGCAAUAAAAUCAUAAGAAGGAAAAAUUUUUUAAAUAGUGCAAUACAAAUAGGACUAAAAAUUAAUAUUAUAAAAAAUUGAUUUGAUCACUCAAAAUUUAGACAAAAUUUUACUGGUGUAAAUAGAAGUAAUUUCCGUUUCCUGUUUGUGAUGAUAUGAUGAUUUGACGAUAUGAGACGUGUUAAAACUUUAGUUCAAGAUAAUUUGAAGUCAAGAAUUUAGUUAAAUGAUUAAAUUUUUAAAUGAUUUAAAAUGAUUUCUUUUUUGAAAGCGACUGUUGUACAGUAGAUUUAAGCACAAAUUUUAGUUACGCCACAAAUUUAUAUCAACAAUAAAUUAAUUUGAUAGAAAUUAAAUUAUAUUUGAAUUAAAUAAAAUUAAAAAAAAAAUUAAAUAUUAUUAAAUAUACAAUAAAUCGAUACAAUGUAUACACGCUUGUGUGUAGGUGAGCUUUGAUGGCAGAGUCAAUGCAAAAUGUGAGCAUUUAAUUGAUUUCUACAACUAUAAGUCUUAGUUACUUAAAAAUAUUUUAUAUAUAAUUUAGUUAAUAAUUUAUUUAAUUGUAAUUUAUAUUUAAUUGUAAUUUCUGUGACUUUAUUUAACUUGUGCACAUUUGUAAAAAUUGACUUACUAUAUUUCAUUAUCUAAACUAGGGACAAAAUGUUAAGAUUUUCUCCU
Molecule: messenger RNA, 2563 nt
Organism: Teleopsis dalmanni
Lineage: Eukaryota; Metazoa; Arthropoda; Insecta; Diptera; Diopsidae
Product: putative polypeptide N-acetylgalactosaminyltransferase 9
Cellular component (GO): Golgi apparatus
Source: RefSeq, a predicted model, not a curated record